CCAAACAGAUUCGCCGUAAAAUUUUGAGAGAAGUCGUCUCGUUCAUCUUUAGUAUUUGCAUUUUUCUCGAUUAGUUUCUGAUCAUGGCGUUGAGCACCAGCAUCAGAUCUGUCUCUAAGAUCAUCGCUUCUUCCGAAGCAUCAGUCUCCAGAUCUGUAAGCAGAAGCUUCCACUCGACUGGAGUUAAGAAGAUGAGCGGAGGACAUGGUCACGACGAGCCAUACUACCUCCACGCAAAACACAUGUACAAUUUGGACCGUAUGAAGUACCAAGGUCUCAAGAUGUCUCUUGGUGUCUUCACUGCUUUCAGCAUCGGUGUUGGAGUUCCUAUCUUUGCAGUCGUUUUCCAGCAGAGGAAGACCGCCUCUGGUUGAGUCACUCAGGAAACUUGUGUGUUCCCAGCUUGAAUAAUUUGUAUGAAUUCUUAAACUCUGCUUUUGCAAGAGAGUUUCUUUUCUCCCUUUGGACCUUAGCUACAAGUCUUAUUGUUAUGGUAAAGUGUUUGUUUUUUUCCUAAUUCUUCCUCCUUUUUCUGGCAGUUUAAUACUGCAAUAAUGAUAAUCCGAUAUGGAUAUAUUUUUUUUUA
Capsella rubella is the source of this 586-nucleotide messenger RNA. RefSeq lists its product as uncharacterized. The transcript is spliced from 2 exons. The record is from RefSeq and is a predicted model, not a curated record. Lineage: Eukaryota; Viridiplantae; Streptophyta; Magnoliopsida; Brassicales; Brassicaceae. Bases 84 to 374 code for a protein of 96 amino acids.